This is a messenger RNA of Polyodon spathula (Mississippi paddlefish), 4139 nucleotides long. Its product is annotated as trafficking kinesin-binding protein 1-like. The coding region runs from base 458 to 3286 and encodes 942 amino acids. The record is from RefSeq and is a predicted model, not a curated record. NCBI's taxonomy places the organism in Eukaryota, Metazoa, Chordata, Actinopteri, Acipenseriformes, Polyodontidae. Gene Ontology annotation, biological process: neurogenesis; anterograde axonal transport of mitochondrion; neurotrophin TRK receptor signaling pathway. Gene Ontology annotation, cellular component: dendrite. The transcript is spliced from 16 exons. Gene Ontology annotation, molecular function: signaling receptor binding.
CUCGGUUCAAGGGAAAGUAAAAUCUGGAGCCAAGGAUGGUAGUUUAAGAUUAGAUCAUUUUUACCUCUUAAAAUGCAAAACUGAUUUAUUUUAUACUCAUUCAAGUGGGCCAAAUCAGGGUUUUAUUUCAGUCACAAUGCCAGACCAGGGCAGAACAACAUUUCAAUUUCUUUCUUGGUGCUAGGGCGACCUUCUAGUACGGAACAGCAGUACGAACACCGGCGUUUGAUUUGCCACCGCCAUGGUAACUGAAACAAAAUGGGACAUGGGCAAGCUGGCGGCCCCACCCCCUCUGGUCAUGUGACCGCAGGGUACACAGUCUCUAAUCCGGGCAGGUGACAGGAAUACUAAUGUGUUGCUUGUUGGCACACAGCUUGCAAAUGACAGUGGCUUGGGAACCUAUAGCAGUAAAGGAUAUCUAAGGACAAACCAGAAGAAGGGAGCACAGGAUUCUUACAUGCACAUCUUGCGUUAUAUGCUUCCACGCAGAAAUACUGAAGAAGCCGACUGCUGCCCUGGUCUCCUUUAUUGUCUCCCUGAUCGGGUGGUAGGACACAGCCCUGUGCAUGGACCCCUACACUUCCCAGUAAUCUCUGUCAAACUGGCCUCCCCCGGGCUGCCGCACAGCCAGCUCCCACUGCCCACUCCCCCCAGCCCAGGCCGGGACCCCCCUCAGCACUUGGACCCCCAAGAGCUCUCCUCGAGCAUUGCCAGCCAGUUCGAGGAGGAUGAGGGACCCCUGUUCUUCACUGUAUCCAGCAACAAGGAAGGCAGGGCCUUCCGCGAUGUCUCCACCCUGACAGACGUGUGUAACAGUGAGAAUGUCCCGGAGGUGGAGAUUAUCAGCUUGCUGGAGGAGAGGCUCCCGAGCUACACUCUGCGGGCAGACUGCCUGUUCGGUUACGACCACGAUGACUGGCUGCACACCCCCCUGCUGCCCCCCGAGGCCGGACUGCAGCUCACCGCAGAGCAGAUCGAGGAGACUCUCAAAUACUUCCUUUUGUGUUCCGAGAGGGUUGGCCAAGUGACGAAAACAUACCAUGACAUUGACGCAGUGACACAUCUGUUGGAUGAGAAAGAGCGUGAUCUGGAAUUGGUGGCCCAUAUCGGUCAGUCUCUCCUCAAACAGAACCGCUCUCUGUCUGAGAGGAACGAGUGUCUGGAGGAACAGCUUGACAUGACCAAAGAGGAGAUUUCUCAGUUGCAACAUGAAGUCCAGGUGAGAGAGGACCUCCUGCAGCUGUACACCAGCAGUGCGGAGGACAGUGAGGCCUGCUCUGUGACGUCCACACUACUGAUACACAACGAAUCGACCACCUCACUCCAAAACUACUUCCACUUCGACAUCCUGCAGCAGAAACUCAGCGGGCUGGAGGAAGAGAACGUGAAACUACGUACAGAGGCUACGGACUUGGAAGCUGAAAUGACAAACUACGAAGAGCAGGAGCAGCAGUUAGUGAUCGACUGCGUUCAGGAACUGACGUCGACCAGCAAGCAGAUGGCAGUGCUGUCGGAGGAGCUGUCCUGCAAGGUGGAGGACACAGUGAGGCAGCAGGAGGAGAUCAGUCAGCUACUGGCCCAGAUUGUGGACCUCCAGCAUAGGGUCAAGACGCUGUCGACAGAAAACGAAGAGCUGAACCAGCAUUUGCGCGCCACGAAAGAAGUCCAAGGACAACUGAAAUCUGAGCUUAGCGAUCUCCAGGAGAAGUAUUCAGAGUGCGAGAGCAUGCUCCAUGAAGCACGGGAGGAUAAUAAGAACCUGCGGAACAAAAGCCUGCCCAACAGCACCAUCAACCAGUACAGCGCCCUCAACAUCUUCCCCAUGGACUCCCUGGCCGCGGAGAUUGAGGACACCAUGCGCAAGGGGCUGGACAGCCCUGUGCCCGCCGAGUUCAAGAAUCACCACAAGCGCGUGUUUGAGACGGUCAAGGCUGUGAACCAGAUGGCCAGGCUGCGCUCCCAGUGUCACUCCCCUCAGAUCUCUUCUUCCAAUCAGUCCUCUGCUGCCCCCUCCACCCUGUCCAGCCGGGUCAGCACACCUCGGACCAGCUGCUAUGGCUCGGACAAUGCCAGCUUGAUCCUGGAUGACAAGCCACCGAGCAGCCAGCCAGUGCCCAACGCCACACACUCCGAGGGGCAGGAUAAGAGGCUGGGGCAGCCCGGCACUCCGGGGGGUCACGACCUGGAAAUGGCCCUGCGUCGGCUGUCUGUUCUGCAGGAGAGUCACACCUCAGAGCACUCUUUCUUCGACGUGGAGCGCGAGCGCAAGCUGAGGGCCCUGGUAGCCAACACGGACCCCUCCAGCGGAUUCCUCACCCCCAACGAGAGCGUCCUCUCCACCGGCACCAACUACUCGGGCAGCUCCGGCCACACCGCAGGCUCUGGCUUCUCCACUGGCUCCCAAUCCUACCUGCCAGACCGGCUGCAGAUCAUAAAGCCACUGGAAGGUUCGAUGACCCUACUUCACUGGCAGCAGCUGGCCCAGCCCAACCUGGGCGGCAUCCUGGACCCUCGGCCCGGAGUGCUGACUAAGGACUUCCGUCAGCUGGACGUCGACCUACAGGAGGUGUACAGCCUCAAUGACCUGGAAGAGGACGAGGUGGACCUGGGUUCGUUCAGGACACUGGCCAGCUCCUCCCCACUGCCUGGCCGCCAAUGCAGCACGGUGUCUCAGUCCAGUAACAACCUGCCCCAGACCCCGCCCACCAACACCAUCACCACCUGUCGGAUCAUGCAUCCCUCAGUGGAGCACACUUCUGUCACACAGAGCUUUCUUAAUAGAGGUCUGCCCUCUUGUGGCAGCUUUGGGAAGCUAAACGCUGCCCAGGCCGGCUCCAAUCCCAGGAUUUUCCGCUCUGAGUCCUCCACUAACCUGCGGGAGCACACCAAGACACUCAGCACUUCCCUGGGGCUUGUUCGGCUGUUGCAGGACUGCGGGAUUUCAGCCGCCAUCUACACUCCAGCAGCCGGGGAAGAGCUAAGGGACGCCCACUUUGGAGGAAUCUGUCCUGGCGAGAGACAAUCGAAUGAGACACUGAGACAAGCUACCUCCCCCAUCAUGUUGAAGUGUAACAGUCCGCUCGUUAAGAUUUUCCCAGGCUCACGGCUGGCUAGGUCUGUUCUAGAGUCCGUGCACGGGGGGGAAUACUUGGGAAGUAAAGACAAUAUUUUCAGUUUAAACUUAGUGGAGAAGUUGCAGGGCCUGGGUUUGGACAAGGUGGUGGCGAGAGGAGUGAUUUCAUCCAAGCCGCUGAACGCAGGGUAUCAAACCCAGGCAACAGGCUGAAGAUUGCUGUAGAUAUUUUGUCCUCCAGGGGAUGAUGUUAUAAUAAGUGCACGGACUGAGCAAUAUUUAAAGGGGCACUUUUAAAAUACUGUCAUGUGUGUUAGUCUUCACCAAUGAACUUUAUUUUUAAUAAUAAAAUUAAAUUGUACAUAUGAAUCUUUUACAUGUUACUAUAUAUUAUUGUAUUAUUAAAUAGAAAAUACACAGACGUUUCAGAGACAGUAAAUUAAUUGCAAGCCACACAUUUCAGUCCUCAAAUGUCAUUUGAAUGCAUGUGUUAUGUAAUAUUAUAAAUGCUAGAUUGAGGCAUCACAGUGGUACUAGACUGAAUCAGAAAGUAUCCGAAUGGGGAACUGCAGUGUAUUGUGAGAAUAAUCACUCAAUUGUAUAUUACCGCUGGGGUGCAGCUCAUUUCAAGAUCUGUUUCUAAAGGUAUUAUCAGAGGUCAUGGAAAAGUAAGCAUGGGAAGUUUUUAAAGAAUGUAAUUUUAAUAUUGUAAAAACCACACAACAACAAUGCCUCUGCAGCAGCCCUCAAAUCCUAAAACUGUUCUUUUGUUUGUGCCUUAUUGUGUUGAUCAGUCUAUCAAGGAUAAGCAGGGGACAGGGUGGUGGUAUGGGAACGUACAUAAAAAAAAACUUCUUUGUUGAUUUGCAGCUUGCGGAUUGUACCAGACUGCUAGUGCACCCUUUAAAUGUUGCUCUUGAAUUUUUUUCCCCACCAAAAGAAAAGAAAAGAGACAUUUCUCUAAGCAGACCCUUCAAGAGGAUCGGAUCGGAAUUAACCUUGCGAAAGCCGAACUCUUCCUAUGCUUUAAAAAAUAAAAAAACAGCAAUACCUGUUUUCUUUCAAG